CUGAAUAUUGACUACCAACAGGGACCCUUGUCGGAAGCAGCAAAGAGGGAGACAUUUAAGGACCCAGAAGGCAAGCAUAACAACGCGAACAGGAGGAUUUCAUCAAAUUGCACUGCUGAACUCCAGUUGUUGACGGAAGAACAAUGGCAGGCCGGAGGGGAGGUAAAACGUUGAAGAGAUCUUCCGUCCCCGGGGUGACCAUCACACAGUUUGUGGAAGAUAUUCCUAAAGGGUGCGACACUCCUGACUUUGAACGGAAACCAAUUACCUUAACGCUACAGGAAGGUAAAAAUGCCAUUUUCAGAGCUGUGGUCAAGGGUGAACCAAAGCCAGAGGUGUUGUGGAAACGCAAUAAUAAGGAAAUGGAUGAUCCACAGAAAUACCAGAUGUCCUUCACUCCUGGCAAAAAUGAAUUCGUCUUGCAAGUAAACAAAAUCACAGCAGAUGAUGCUGAUAUUUACCGUUGCACUGCUGUGAAUGAGUAUGGAGAAGCCACAUGUACUGCUGGUCUCAAGAUCAUACAGGUUGGCUUCAAGAAGAAAACGAAGGAGGUCUCUUCUGUAUCACAGGCAGACCUCAAGAAGGAGAUUCAAGACUUCAGAAAAACAUUAAAGAAACGAGCACCUUCAGCUGCUCAAAAGAAGGAAAUCAGUAUGGAACAGGUCUGGCAGUUACUUCUGAAUGCAGAUAGAAAAGAUUAUGAGAAGAUCUGCUUGAAGUACGGCAUCGUUGACUUCCGUGGGAUGCUGAGGAAGCUUCAGGAGAUGAAGAAGGAACGUGAAGACAAACAGGCACAGUAUGUGACCAGUAUCACAAACCUGAGGCACGUCAGAGUCAAUCAGGAGCAAAGAAAUGCUUCGUUUGAUCUAGAGCUGGACCUGAAAAAUCCUGAGAGCAGAAUUUAUCUGUACAAGGAUGGCCAGAUGAUCAAUUUUGGAUUUGACAGUGACAACAUAAAGCAUUGCCUGCGGCAGGUUGGCAGAAAAUAUAAUUUUAUCAUCAACGAUGUACAGCUUGAAGAUGCUGGCGUAUACCAGAUCAAAGUAGAAGAUGUAGAUAUCUUCUCAACUGAGCUGGAAGCGGAAUCCAUUCCAGUAAGUUUUCGCUAUCCACUUGGUGAUCUGAGAUGCCACGAGCAAGGAAAUGCUGUCUUUCAGUGCACCCUCUUUGAGGCCUGCUUCAAUGCUGUGUGGUUUCACAAAAAAGGUCGUCUAGAGCCAAAUGACAAGUAUGAAAUCGCAGUCUCGAAAGAUGGUCUAACUCACCGUCUAGUCAUCAAAAACGCCCAGCCCUCUGACAAAGGGACUUACACCAUUGACAUUGGAAGCCGUUCUUCGAGUGCCUGGCUUGAGGUUGAACCUGGUAAAGGAAAGCGGAAACAGACUGAAGGAGAUCAUGAUGAUAAAGCUGGACAGCAGAGCAAACUGUUAGAUGAAGAUGGUGCUAAGAAAUUUCGUCAGGGAGUUGGCCCUGAAGAUCAAAAACAUUUUGGCAUGGGCAAAGAUGACCAGUACAGAAAUGGCCAAGAUGGCAGUGGAGAAUUUUAUGACUCCUUGGGAAAAGAUGGUUCUUUGGGAAGAGAUAGUAAGAUGAAACAGUUUUCAGGAGCUGGGGUAGACAUGGCAGAGGGGGAUCAGUUUGCUGAAGGUAACAGUAGAGGUAUGGGACGAGGUCAGAAUUCUAUGCUAGGUGGAAAUGCUGUUUGUGGAGAAACAGGUGGUUUGGCUAGUAAAGAUGCACUCUAUGAUAAAGAUACUUUGUUAGGUGCCAUUGGUACUGGCACCGGAUCUGGAGGUGCAGGCGGACUGCAAACUUCAGAGGGGCAAGGAUCCACACUUAAUGUGGCAGGUCCUGGUGACAGAUUCAGCAGAGCACAUGGUGGUGCUGGAGUUGGAAUUGGUAUACCAGGAGGGACAGAAGGACAUUAUGGCAAUAGGGGUGUCCUAAGUGGGCCUGGAGCCAGUCUUGAUGAAGGUCUUUAUAGUAAGGAUGGUGGUCAAGGUGGUGCAAGUGGGACUAGAGUUGGAUUUGGCAGUACAGGAGCUCUUUAUGGCAGGGAUGGUAAACUAGUUGUAGUUGGUACUAGUGGUGCAAGGGGAAGAGGUGGACUCUAUGAUGAAGAUGGUAAGCCCAGUGGAGUUGGUAUCACUGGAGGUGGUGCAGGGCUUGAAGGGGGAAUUUAUGGCAGAGAUGGUACUGUCAAUGGUUCUAUUGCUGGUAGGCAUGGGGCUGGGUUUGAUGAUGUAGGAAGUCUCUAUGGCAGAGAUGGUUUGCCACUAGGAGCAAGCACUGGUGGAUCUGGUGGGGUUGGGAGAGUAGAUGACAUUUAUGCCAAGGGUGGAAAGAUAGCUGGUGCUGAUGCAUCUACUACAGGAUAUCUUUACAGCAAAGAUGGAAUGACAGGUGGAAUAGGCACUAGUGGAUUUGGUGCUGCUGCUGGAGUAGGUGGGCUCUAUGGCAAGGAUGGUGUAUUACAUGGUGCUGAUGGACCUGGUGGUGCUGGAGGCACUAGUGGACUCUAUGGCAAGGAUGGCAUGCCUGGUGGAGCAGGCACUGGCGGACCUGGUGAUGCCGGGGACAUUGGUGGACUCUAUGGCAUGCAAGGUGGCGCAGGCUCUGGUGGACUCUAUGGCAAGGAUAGCAUGCCAGGUGGAGCAGGCACUGGUGGACCUGGUGGUGCUGGGGGCAUUGGUGGACUUUAUGGCAUGCAAGGUGGAGCAGGCACUGGUGGAACUGGUGGUGCUGGGGGUACUGGUGGACUUUAUGGCAUGCCAGGUGGAGCAGGCAUUGGUGGACCUGGUGGUGCUGGGGGCAUUGGUGGACUUUAUGGCAUGCCAGGUCAUGCAGGCACUGGUGGACACUAUGGCAAAGAUGGCAUGCCAGGUGGAGCAGGCAUGUCAGGUGGAGCAGGCACUGGUGGACCUGGUGGUACUGGGGGCAUUAAUGGACUCUAUGGUAAGGAUGGCAUGCCAGGUGGAACAGGCCCUGGUGGUCAUGGUGGUGCUGGGGGCAUGGGUGGACUUCAUGGCAUGGUAGGUGCAGCAGGCACUGGUGGAUUCUAUGGCAAGGAUGGCAUGCUUGGUGGAGCAGGCACUGGUGGACCGAGUGGAACCGGGGGCACUGGUGGACUUUAUGGCAUGCCAGGUGGAGCAGGCACUGGUGGAUUCUAUGGCAAGGACAGCAUGCCCGGUGGAGCAGGCAUUGGUGGACCUGGUGGUGCCGGGGGCAUGGGUGGACUUUAUGGCAUGCAAGGUGGAGCAGGCACUGGUGGACCUGGUGGUGCCGGGGGCAUGGGUGGAGUUUAUGGCAUGCAAGGUGGAGCAGGCAGUAGUGGACCUGGUAGUGCCGGGGGCAUGAGUGGACUUUAUGGCAUGCAAGGAGGAGCAGGCACUAGUGGACCUGGUGGUGCCGGGGGCAUGGGUGGUCUUUAUGGCAUGCAAGGAGGAGCAGGCACUAGUGGGCCUGGUGGUGCUGGGGGCAUGGAUGGACUUUAUGGCAUGCAAGGUAGAGCAGGCACUGGUGGACCUGGUGGUGAUGGGGGCAUUGCUGGACUCUAUGGUAAGGAUGGCAUGCCUGGUGGAGCAGGCACUGGUGGUGAUGGGGGCAUUGGUGGACUCUAUGGUAAGGAUGGCAUGCCUGGUGGAGCAGGCACUGGUGGUGUUUAUGGAAUGCAAGGUGGAGCAGGCACUGGUGGACCUGGUGGUGCCGGGGGCAUGGGUGGACUUUAUGGAAUGCAAGGUGGAGCAGGCACUGGUGGACCUGGUGGUGCUGGAGGCAUUGGUGGAAUUUGUGGAAAAGAUGGAAUGCCAGGUGGACCAGGCACUGGCAGACAUGGUGUUGGGGGUGUAGGUGGAAUCUAUGGUAAGGAUGGUAUGCUAGGUGGGGCUGGUGGACCUGGUAGUGGUGAAGGCAUUGAGGAACACUGCGGAAAAUAUGGAAUGCCAGGUGGAGCAGACACUGGUGGACCUGGUGGUGCUGGUGGAGUCAAUUAUCUCAGUGGCACGGAUAGUUUGCUAGGUGGAGGUGGGGCUGGUGGAUCUGGUGUUGCACAGGGCAUAGGUGGAUUUUAUAGCAAGGACGGCAUGCCUGGUAGUGUUGGAGGACCUGGUGAUACUGGAGGAGUAGGUGGACUGUAUAGCAAAAAUUGUGUAUUACCUGGACUUGCUGCUGGUGGAGCUGGUCAUGCUGGGGGCACUGGUGGACUCUAUAGCAAGGAUAGCAUCCCAAGUGGAGCAGACUCUGGUGGUGCUGGGGGUAUUGGUGGACUCUAUGCCAAGGAUGGCAUGCCAAGUGGAGCUAGUACUGCUAGGGCUGGUGGUGUUACAGGAGAAGGAGGACUUUAUGGAAAGGAUGGUAUGCUAAGUGGAGCUGGUGGUGCUGGGGGAGAAACUGGUCUCUGUGGAAAGAAUGGCAUUGGAGGAGACAUUGGUGAACAUGGUGGUAUUGGAAGAGUAGGUGGAUUCCAUGACAAGGAUGGUGUGGUAGGUGGAGGUGGUGCUGCUGGACUUGGUGGUGUUAGGGUAGAAGGAGGUCUCUAUGGCAAGGCUGGGACACUAGGUGGAGCUGAUGCUGGUGGUCCUGGGAGUGCUGGAGGCAUUGCUGGACUCUAUAGCAAGGAUGGAAUGCCAGCUGGCACAGGCAUUGUUAGACCUGGUAAUGUUAGGGGAGAAGGUGGAUUCUAUAGUAAGGAUGGUGUUCUAGGGGAUGCUGAUGGACCUAGUGGUGCUGGGGGCAUUGGUGGACUCUAUGGCAAGGAAGGUAUGGCAUGUGGAGCAGGCACUGGUGGUUCUGGUGGUGUCAGGGGCCUUGGUGGACGCUAUGGCAAGGAAGGCAUGGCAGGUGAAGCAGGCACUGGUGGACCUGGUGUUGCUAGGGGCAUUGGUGGAAUCUAUGGAAAAGAUGGAAUGCCAGGUGGAGCAGGCACUGGUGGUCAAGGUGGUAUUGGGGGAGUAGGUGGACUGUAUGGCAAAGAUGAUGUACUAGGUGGAUCCACUGCUGGUGGACCUGGUGGUGCUGGGGGCAUUAAUGGACUCUAUGGCAAGGAUUGCAUGCCAGGUGGAGCAAGCUCUGGUGGUCAUGGUGGUGCUGGGGGCAUUCAUGGACUCUAUGGCAAGGAUGGCAUGCUAGGUGGAGCAGGCUCUGGGAGACUUGGUGGUGCUGGGGACAUUGGUGGACUCUAUGGGAAAGGUAGUAGGCCAGGUGAAAUUGAUGCUGGUGGAACUGGACUUGGUGAUGAAGGAGGACUGGGUUAUCUCUAUGACAGGGAUGGUAAGCUAGGUAGAGUUGGUAUUGGUAGAGGAGCUAGAGGUUUUGAUGGAUCACUGUAUGAGAAAAUGUCUGAUAUUCCUGGAGAAGAGUUUCUUGGCUCCGGUCAGUCUUCUGGCCUGUAUGAUUCUGGAUCCCUUUCUGGUGACAGAAAAAGACAGCUGACUGGCCUAGAUGCCAGUGGACUUACUUCAGCUGAUAUCUCAAGGAACAGGGGCAGGAAAGGAAGAGAAGGGAGUCUGCUUGAAGAUGACAUGAGAGAACCACAUUGCCAUUUUAACCAAGGUUUAUUUGACAUCCAUGCUCAGAAGGGAAGAUCAGCUGUGUUAUCAUGCAUCCUCAACAAUGACCAGCUUGAGGGAACCUGGUUUAAAGAUGGCUUCAAGAUCACUGGCCUGGAUGGAGUCUCCGUUGAGAAGGACGGCCCAGUCCACAAUCUGAUAAUAGAUGAAGUACAAGAUAGUCAUGCUGGAAAAUACAAAUUUGAAGCCGAAGGUGUCCGAACAGAGGCAUCCAUAUUUGUUGAAGACCCUCCAAAUGUUGACCCAGCUCUUCUGGAAAAACUGAGGAAGGAGCCUAUAGUGGUAAAGGCAGGGAAGAAUGCCAUGAUCAAGAUCCCAUUUGAAGGCCGGAAGCCAAUCAGAGCAACUUGGCUAAAGGAUGAGGGUGAACUUCUGGAUGAUGCCAGGAUCAACACUGACUAUUCCGACAACUUUACCCGCCUCUCCAUAUCCAGCACCAACCGGAAAGAUUGUGGGGAUUAUAAAGUGAAACUGAGAAAUGAGAGUGGGAACCUUGAAGCUACUCUCAAACUGGUAGUGAUAGAUAAGCCACAGCCACCAGUGGGACCCAUAGAAGUUGUAGACUGCUCCACAAGUGGCAUAACUAUUCAGUGGAAGCCUCCCAAAGAUGAUGGCGGUAAGCCGGUCCAGCGUUAUAUUAUCGAGAGGCAGCAGGUUGGCAGAAAGACAUGGCUGACAUUGGGAGAAACCAGAGGAAGCUGCACUAUUUUCACAACCAACAAAGUAGAACAUGACAAAAGCUACUACUUCAGGGUGAAAGCAGUGAAUGCUGAGGGUACCAGUGAAGUACUUGAGUCUGAUGAGGUGAUGGCUGCUACCAAAGCUUUUCCUGGUCCUCCUGCUCCCCCUAAAAUAGUCAGUGCCAAGCUGGGUACUGUGACACUGUCAUGGGUAGCACCGCAUAAAACAGGCAACUCCCGGAUCUUGGGCUACACAAUUGAGAAAUGCAAGAAGGGCAGUAACACCUGGACACCUGUGACUGACUUACCCAUAACAGACAAGAAGUACACAGUGACUGAUCUGAAGGAGGGGAUGCAGUAUGAAUUCCGUGUGGCUGCAGUCAAUGCUGCAGGCGCGGGUGAAGCUAGUGCACCUUCAGAUGCUGUUUUUGCUCGAGAUCCCAUGAAACCCCCAGGUCCAGUGAGGGAUCUUAAAGUGGUCAACACUGACUACUGCAGCGUCUCAUUAUCAUGGAUGAAACCAGAGGUAGAGGAAGAGAAUCAUACCAAGGGUUAUGUGGUGGAGAUGCGCCACUCUGACAUCCUGAAGUGGACCCAAUGCAAUGCCCUCCCAAUACCAAUGACUACAUAUAUAGUAAGAGGGCUCAAAUCCAGAGAGAUGUACUUCCUACGCGUGAGAGCAAUUAAUGAAGGGGGGUUUGGUGAGCCUGUCGAACUAGACACUUGUGUCCAAGCUGUACCUCCUACUGUUCAUCCCAGGCUCUUAGUAAAGGACACUGUCAAAAGCUUUAUGAUUGUGAAAGCAGGGAAUACCAUGCGAGUGUGCAUUCCCUUUGAAGCUUCCCCACCUCCUGAGGUGCUUUGGCUAAAAAAUGGGCUAGCUCUGCCUGCAAAGGCUACAGUUGCUACCAGAGAAGGCCUGAGCCAACUCAUCAUACCAGGGGCUGAUUUUUCUGACAGCGGGCAUUAUGCCAUCGUCCUCCGAACUGAGCAUGGGCAUAAAGAGACGUUCAGCUUCCUAGUCCAAGUACUAGAUGUCCCAGAAGCUCCUGGUCCUAUACAGCUUGUUGAGAAGGUCCCUGAAACAGUGACUCUGGUAUGGGAACCAUCCCCAUCAGAGAAGAGGGAGAAUACCCUAAACUAUAUGGUCAUGAGGCGUGACUCCAGCAAAGGAUCGUGGCAAAUGGUGGCUGACCUGAUCUACACCAACAAGUGCACUGUUGCAAAUUUUGUCCCAGGCCGGGAAUAUUUCUUCAGAGUGCUGGCAAAAAACUACAUGGGAAUCAGCGAGCCUUCUGAAACUGUGCAGCCCUGGAGCAUUCAAAAGGAAAGGGGUAAAUUUGAGGUCAGACUUCCACGAUACAAGGGGAUCAACCAAGCUCAGCCUCCAAGAUUUCUUGUCCAACUUAAACCACAUGUAGUGACUUUAGGAUUUGAUUGUCACAUGAGUUGUGCCGUGACUGGAUAUCCGGCACCUCAGGUAACCUGGUACAAGGAUGGUAAGAAUCUCUCUAUGGAUUACAGCUUCUUCAGCAAAAAUGACUUUGGGGUCUGCUCACUUGUGAUCCCAGGAGUCACACCAUCAGAUGGAGGCCAGUACAAGGUGGUGGCCAUCAAUGAACUGGGCAAAGCCAUCAGCAAAGCUGAAGUCACCGUAAAAGAACCUACUUUUUAGCGUGCUCUGCACUGUACCCGCUUUGCACAGUCUCCAAGUGUGAUGUUUUCCUGUAGAACUGAAGCUUUUUCUUCAGAUGUCAACAGGAUCUGUCCAGUGCAUCAACCACGAUCAAAACAGCAGCUAUUCUUUUUCUACAAUUUUCCGUAAUAGGAAAGCCUUUUGAAAACAUGCAUGCAAUUUCCCCCUAUAGUCCUUCAAAGAUCAGAAUCCCAGUAUUCUUAUCGUAGACCUGAAUGGAAACAUCAUAACUUGAAUGGAAAGAGAGAGCUACA
This is a messenger RNA of Elgaria multicarinata webbii, 8197 nucleotides long. RefSeq names its product immunoglobulin like and fibronectin type III domain containing 1 (gene IGFN1). Gene Ontology annotation, molecular function: protein binding. Lineage: Eukaryota; Metazoa; Chordata; Lepidosauria; Squamata; Anguidae. The transcript has 27 exons. The record is from RefSeq and is a predicted model, not a curated record. Bases 144 to 7922 code for a protein of 2592 amino acids.